AUGAGCUCACCCGACGAUAUCGAUACCGAAGAUCUCCUCGCCGCGCUGAGAGACAAAUGGGGCGAGGAGAAGAAGAACUGGCUGCCAUCUCAGAGUCUUAUGCGAUACAAGUCCUCGGCCGAAUGGCCGCCUUGUCUCAUCAAAGCCCUCUUCGACCUGGCUAUCCGUACUCGUACCGUCAAGGACCGCGACUUCGUUGUUGAGCAGCUGAAGGAAAUGACAUACGCGUCCCUACACCGCAACGAGACUCCUCAGAUUACUCUCAGGCCAUCAUUAACGCCGGAAGAAGAGGCGCACCAGCUCUCCCGGGAUGCACAGUCCAUACUCGCUAGCCUCAGGCGCCACUUCAAUGCUGUUGAUAAGCUGGUCAAGCAUUGGGGCGAAGGUGUCGAGUCCGGCUUGCCGUACAGUGCCACUCUCGACAGCUCUGCUCUAGGCUGGGAUGUCAAGCUACUCCGCCGCAUGGCCAAAUUCGCAGCCGCCUAUCCCAACGCAAGCCGGGUCAUGAAGGAAUUCUUUGUCGUGGGAGCGAUCAAGGACCGAGAGGAGAGGAAUGGCGACGCAUCUCGCAAAGUCACCCUCGCUGAUUUCAAACACGCACAAGCACACUUUAAAAAGUCAAAGCGGAACGGGGAUCUCAAAGAUCUGGAAGACGCCAUGGCCGAGCUCGAUGAGGAGGAAGCGAUGAAAAAAGAGAAAGAAGAGAGGUUGAAGAUGAACAAAGAGAGAUUUAGGACGCUCGUGGGCCUUCCAGAGCGGUACGUCGCAGAUCUUCUAGCAGUCCCUUGGGAUGAGAGCAAAGAGGACAGUCUACUACAGCGCUUUCUCAAAUGGUCUAUGGAAUACGAAGCCCAGCUGAGGGGCGAAGACGCUGCAAGAACGGCCAGUAGGAGAGCCAGACGCAAUCGCGCGAUGUACGAGGACGUCAGAACUUCUGAUGCUGGACAGAACGAGACUUCGGAAUCCACAGCAGGUGGGAGCAGGGACAGGAGUGUUGUUCGCCACACACCAGCAGCUCGUCCUCAGGAUAAGAGGGUAACAACAAGCACACGUUAG
Messenger RNA from Lasiodiplodia theobromae, 1056 nucleotides. RefSeq lists its product as uncharacterized. NCBI's taxonomy places the organism in Eukaryota, Fungi, Ascomycota, Dothideomycetes, Botryosphaeriales, Botryosphaeriaceae. The record is from RefSeq and is a predicted model, not a curated record. Bases 1 to 1056 code for a protein of 351 amino acids. The transcript is spliced from 2 exons.